Molecule: messenger RNA, 6741 nt
Organism: Passer montanus (Eurasian tree sparrow)
Lineage: Eukaryota; Metazoa; Chordata; Aves; Passeriformes; Passeridae
Gene: ZNF451
Product: zinc finger protein 451
Exons: 15
Coding region: 317-3550 (1077 amino acids)
Biological process (GO): regulation of transcription by RNA polymerase II
Cellular component (GO): nucleus
Molecular function (GO): sequence-specific DNA binding; DNA-binding transcription factor activity, RNA polymerase II-specific
Source: RefSeq, a predicted model, not a curated record
CCGCUCCGAGCCGGAACUCGCUGCUGCCUAUCUGAAGGCGGACGAGGGGAGGCCGGGAGAAGGACAGAGCCCAAAAGAAGGAAAGAGCCCGGAGCGCCGGCCCUGGGGCCGCGCCAUGGUGCUGCCGCGGUAGCGCCGGCACCUGCCAUGGGGAACGCGGGGCGCGGCGGCGGCACCUCCCGAUCCCGGCGAGCCGUGCCGCGCCCUCGCCCCGCCCCCGGGCGGCGCAGCGGUCGCGGGCGGGGCCCGGCCCGGCGAGCCGCAGCACGGGCAGCGCGCUGUGCGGAGCCGCGGGGCCGUGCGGGACGGGAACAUAAUGGAGUCUCAUAACUCUGACAGCCUUCGCAAGAGUAAAUCACCAGCUUCUGGAAGUGAAGACGAGAUUGAGUUCAUUGGAGAAGGACCUUUAAGGCCUGUCCUUGAAUGCAUUGAUCUCGUCAGCAGUGAGGAUGAAGAACCUAACAGCAGUUCUUAUUUUCGUAGAAAUACUAAACGUAAGGAUCACAUUGACUAUCAGAAGGAACGAGUUGCAUCGACCCUGGAUCGUCUGGCACGCCAUGUUGAAGUAGAGAAACAGCAAAAAGAAGAGAAAAACAAAGCCUUUAAGGAAAAAGUUGAUUCCCAAUAUGCUCAUGGGUUGCAAGAACUAGAAUUUAUUCGGGAACACAGUGAUACAGAAGCUGCAAGAUUAUGUGUAGACCAGUGGUUAAAAAUGCCAGGUCUGAAACCAGGCUCUGUUAAUGGAGGAAGAAGGGAUAUUUUUAAGAGGACCGGUCCGAGUCGAGUCAACAGCAGUCCCAAAUGUUGUCCUGUGAUGCAUUGCAACAGACAGUUUGAUAACGUACAUCUUCUUCUGGGUCACCUUCAAAGGUUUGAUCAUUCUCCUUGUGACCCAACAGUCACAUUACAUGGACCCCCACAUAAUGCUUUUGCCUGUGUGAUAUGCUGUGAAAGAUUUUCAACCUCUCAGCAGUACAGUGAACAUCUUUUAUCUAAGCUAAAUAAAAAUGAUGGGCAUAAAAAAGGUAUUCCUCCACAGCAUAUUCAGUGUUUUGCAUGCCCAAACUGCUUCCUCCUUUUCACCAAAAGAGAUGAGUGUUGGCAGCAUAUGUCACAGGAGAAACACUUCGCCCAGGUUCCUGAACGGAGUGAUGCAACGAAGUCUGGCCAUCCACUACCUUUCCCAUCUUUUGCAAAGAACCUCUUGAUAUCUCUGUGCAAAGAGGUCUCCUUCCAAGUGAAGUGUAUGUCCUGCUUCAAGAUACUGCGCUCACAUAUGGAAUUAACAGCUCAUUUCAGAACACGUUGUUAUAAUUCUGGGCCCAUGGCACUGUCAAAAAAAAGCAUCUCCCAAGUUGCAGAGAUAUUUAAAAUGAAAGGUUACUGUGAGAACUGUGAUGAACUGUUUGCUGAUAAGAAUCAAAUGACCCAACACGAACAAACCACUCAGCAUAACAUUAGAGUUUUUACUACACUGGAAGAGUCAAUCUUGAUGUUCUGCCAUGUCAAUGGAAAACAUAAAAAUCAGUCUCAUUUGGCCUACAUUGUGGAACGGUCAAGACCACUGCUUAAAAGACAUUUGAGUCCAGAUGAGUCCUCCAGUGAAAUGGGGUCUAGCCCUUCAAAACGCAAGAGUAAUUCAGAAGAUAAAAGUGAAGAUAAAGUUGCAAACCAAAGUCAAGGUAGUGCUUCCAAAGUAAAAGCCUGGUUUUGUGAAUGCCUUCAAAAGUUUUCUACAGAAGAGUCUGUAGAAAAGCACAUUUUAUCGGCAAAUAGGAUCUGUCACAAGUGUGCUGUGUGUGGAAAGCUGGCUGAAAAUUCAAGCAUUAUCCGCCUGCAUAUGAGUCGAUUCCAUGGAGGAGCACACUUGACUAAUUUUCUUCUCUGGUGCAGAGCAUGCUCUGUAGAUCUUAGAGAAGAGGAUAUUAUGAGACACAUAACUGAAAAUCAUGGUGGGCAUAGUUACUACUAUGAGCAAGAAGCUGUAGAAGAUGAGCCUAUGCCAUCUGCUUCUGAUGCAGUGAGCAUUUCUGCAGGUGGAGAUGAAGACUGCAUUUCUGGCCCUGUGGAAGUGUCCCCUAAAAGUGGUCCUGUUGUGGGAAAAUGGCAGUGCCGCAUUUGUGAGGAGAUGUUUGAGUCUGAAGAGAGUGUUCAACAACAUUGCAUGUCCUUAGAAAGCCAUGCAUUUCACAGGUACUCAUGUGGCAUAUGUAGAAAUCAUUUUCGGAAAGUAGGAACUCUACAGCGACACUUCCAAGAGCAUCAUAAUCAGGAGAUGCAGACUAAAUACUUCUGUGGCCUUUGUGGUAAUCUCUUCUUCAACACAGAGGAAGAAUUUCUAAUCCAUUACAAGGCGCUUCAUAGCAUGGACUAUACAUUUGUGCCUGAGCAGAUGGAACUGUCGAUAAAAAAAGAUGAGGACUUCCUCCCAGUCGAGCAGGGAGACCGCUUAACCUGUGGUUGCCGGACAACUUACAUCUCCAAAAUAAACAGGAGGAACGAUCAUGAGAACUGUCAGAAGGCCAUGCUGCAGAAGGGAAACUUAUGGUUUCGAUGCUGCUUGUGUUCUGCAACGGCACAGAAUAUUGCUGAUAUGAACAGCCAUCUCAAGAGUCACAAGUCAGUAAAAUCUAAGGGAGAGAUGUAUGUUGUUAGAUGUGCUGCAUGCAGCAAGAACUUUGAUGAUCUUCAAAGCGCGCAUCAGCAUUAUCACAUGAAACACUGCUUCUUGCAGAAACCUGAUCUGUCAAGUCUUGCAUCAGAAUCAGAAGACACAGUAUUCAAGUUUUCAGCAAGUGGGGCUUGUGUGGUCAGAAAACCCCAUAGGCAACGAUUUCAAACAUCUCCAUCCAAAAUUCAGGGCAGACCACAGUUUUCUUCUCUGCAGAGCCCAAGAGAGGGAAAGAAAAUAAAAACUGAGGACUUACAACAGCCUGAAGAAUUUAGUGAAAAUGGUGAACUUCCUGAUCUUGACUAUCUGAGUACCAUGACUCACAUUGUGUUGGUGGAUCUGGACAACUGGGGAAGCUUUUUCACACAGCUGCCAGCUAACCUGAACCAAGGGACGUUUAUCUGGGGUUUUCAAGGAGGAUACAGCAACUGGAAGCCUCCAGUGCAUUGCAAAAUUUACAAUUAUCUUAAGAGGAUUGGAUGUUUCUUUCUUCAUCCGCGUUGCAGUACCAGAAGAGAGGCAGCAGACUUUGCUCUCUGUGUUCAUGCCGGUCGUCUGGAUGAGCACCUGCCCAAGCAAAUUCCUUUCACUGUUCUUUCUGGAGACAAAAGCUUCCUGGAACUGGAAAACCAGUUUAAAAUGACCCAGCGGUCAGCUCGCAUCCUGAAUCCUCACCACAUUGAAGGAGACAUGAUGUGUGCCUUGCUAAACAGCAUUUCAGAUACCACAAAAGGUUCAGAUAGUGAAGAGGAUGAAGAUAUGAAAGAAACACUGAAGCAGAGCUUAGAAGAAACAAACAAACAAGAAGAACUGCUAGAUGCAGAACUGCAAGAUGCAGAACUGCAAGAAGCUAUCAAAAGGAGCCUUGAGGAAAUGUAAAUGAAGAUACUUCAGUACACUAACACCAUGCCAUCAGAACUGCUCACAAAAAAGGAAGCUUGUUCCAUUUAUUUACAAGGGUUCAGAAAUGCCACUUUUGAAAUGUCUUUAAUUGUUAGAUUAAUAAUCUGAUGUCCUCUGUCAUAUUGAUGAACAGCUGGAGUUUAUUCAUAUUCACAGCAAUGUGUUAUGUUUGAUAAAAAGAAAUUUUUAAGCCUUUUCAUAUUUGUUUCUAAGGGGUGAUGACUAAGUCUCUACAAUUUAGCAGUUUGAAAUUGUUGCCUAAUUAGUAGGCUGGUCUUACUAGGUAUUUUGGGGUUCCUGGUUGUUCAGGUUUCUUUUCUUGAAUUGGUUCUUGUAUUUAAUUUUUUUGUCACAAAAUGUCAUUGUCUUUAUUUACUUUUUUGUGUAGUCUUUGCAACAGAUAAAAAUAGUAAACUCCAGUUAUUUCAGAUUUGCCUGGCUAAUCUUGUUAUAAAGAGAAGCUUAGAUCCCAGGGUUGUUGAACACAUGGCAUAACUCUUGCCUCUGGCUGGUUUUACUUCAUAGGCCAUAAUUUUGUCUCUGUCCUGUUUAUUUUAAAUGUCUGAAUCAGGACCACAAGCUUUACAGUUAGUUUACCAGCUUUUUUUGUAAAUGUGUUUGCUUUUUUAAAAGUGGUAUUUGGGUUUGAUGGCUUAAAGUUCAAUGACUUCAUUGCCUCUCCCUUACCUGAGGCAGGAACAACCUUUUAAGGGACAGAAUCUAAAUAAACUUCCUAGUUUCUGUUUGGACUAUGUCGCGGCGUGGGUGGCUAUGUGCCCCCAGGCCCGGCGACAGCGACGACAGGGGCGCGACAGAUCCCCCUGGCAGACCCCGCAGAAUUCCAGUUGCCAGCGGAGGUUUGGCACAGAUGAACAAAGAGGCAGCAGCACGGGUCUUGGGGUCGGAACAUGGGUAGCUUUAUUUAGCAACAAAACUCCCCAGAUCCAAGGUCCCAAGACCCUGAACCAAGGGCAGGCAUUAACUUAAAAACAGGGGCAGUCUUGGGGGAGGAUACAAUUUUUAACCAAUGGGGAAGACUGAGGGUGGAACACAAAGUGGGGCAAUACAAUCUGUAAAACAAUAGAGGACCUUAAGGGAGGGGAAAGGCUUAAGCAAACCAAUGGGGUUUCAAAGGAUACAAAACUGACACAGAAGGUUCUGGAGGGAAGGGCAGGCUUAGGGAAGGAUUGACAUCUAAGAAGGGGGGGACAGGGAAGGCUUUGGGGGAAAAAAGGGUAGGGACAAGAGGGAUUGACAACUUGCCAGGGAGUGGCCAGGCAACAAACAAGAACUGACAGUUAACUGAGGUGAAUAACAACGAAGAAGCAAGUCUAAGUUUAGCAACAUAAGAUACAAAAUGGGGAAACUGUGCCACUCCAAAGGCAGGGAGAAAAACACAGAGUGAUUAAAAAACCACAAAUCAAGCAAUAAAAUAUAUCAAAUAAAGAACACACCACAACAUCUCCCCCUUUCUUUUUACAAAAGAUAAGGGAAAGGUGUUGGGUUUGAUUGAACUUGCAAAACAAUGAAUGUAACAGAACAGAAACCUUACAGCAGUUAACAAUAUUGGAAUAUAUAAUAUUUUACAACAUAAGAUAUAAAACUGACAGGAAGAAUUAAACUUUCAUUUUCAUGUUGACUUUCUGGUUGUACUGAGGAGUUUCCAGCCAUCAUCUUCUUCUGCCGAAGAACAUUGAGUUCCAGGGUCUUCUUCCCCAAAGAAUUCAAUUCAUAACAUGGCAGACCUUGGUUUGAUUGUAAAAUUCUUCCUCUAAAAUAUAUAACUUAAUAACUGGGUUAUUUUUUGGGAUUAGGAGGGGGGCACAGAAAUACCUAAGUUUUUAAGGUGUAAAAUAUAUCUAUCAAUUAAAUUUCAUACAUAUUCAAUCUUGAAUAAUUUUAAAUUUAAAAUGUGUCAUUUUAUCUUUAAGUUUCCCCUUUAUUACCACUACCAUGAGUAUGUCCCUUCUGCAGGGCCCUCUGCAAGAAGGGUAAUACUCAGGGUUCAAAGGGGGCUACCAUAAGUGUGGCCUUUCUGCGGGGCCCUUGGCAAAAAAAGCGACACUUACAGUCUUUUAUAACACAACAUUAUUUCAGAGGCACACAUGAAUGUUAACUUUUCUCAACCUCUAUAAAAAAUGUGAAAAGGUUCUGGAGUACCAAGGGAAUGGGUGAGAGCUAGGGAAGGUUGCAAGGCAAGGAAAAGACAGAAGGGGAGCCCGGGAAGGCUGUAAGGCACUGGAGAGACUUGAGGGAGCCAGGGAGACGGUAGCAACCCUGCGCCUUCAAGUUUCUGCGGGUUGCUCCCUCCAAUCUAUCCAGUGCAACAAAACUUUAGGGCAAAAAGGCUGGGAUUAGGCAAGGUCGACAACAAAGUCCACACUCAUGAUGCUUCUCUAACUCAUAGUAACAUGAAAUUAAAAGGGAUUACCAGGUAGGGCAAAUUAGGAGGAUGGAUAGGAAACCUGAGCAGUCACUUUACAAUUAAACUCUUUUCUUUUUGUUUUUGUUCCUUUUGAUCUCUUUUAAUUUGAUAAUUCGUUGUGGCUGCUAUCUGAAUUGGGUCUAAUUCACAAGAAAUAUUACUAUAAAGUUGGUGACUGCUACAGGUAAUUAAGGGGGUGGGUGAGGGAAUGGAUCCAGGCGCCGCCGUCUUAGGGGGAGACAAGAUGGCGGUUUCUAGGUCCGGGUUUCCAGUUCCUCCUCCUCCAAGAGGGGGCCCCCCACAAAGGGGGAGGACAACCCUUCAAGAGAGGAGGUCCCCUGUAGGAGGGCUCCAGGAAGACCCGACUGGAGUCCCUCCCCCGAUGGGGGGGAACCGGAAGAAGGAUCAAGGUUUGCCACAACCCCACCCUCCCACAAAGGGGACUGGCCUACAACCCAAUCUGUGGGAGGUGGCCCUUGAGGAAGGAGUGGGGAGCAGCGGUAAAGCUGGGGCCGGGAAAGAAGGGUCAGGGUAGGAAAGUGGGCUCCAAGCGGCGUGGCCAUCGCCAUCUUGGAAAGGAGUGCUCAGCACACUGCAGUUCCCUAGUAAGGCCUGAACAGCUGCUGGCUGGGCACUUGGAGGGGUGCGGCCAACCAGGGGACAACCUGGGUUUGGGAUAUUUGUUCCCGGGUGCCAUCCCCGCUGCCAUCCCAGGUGCCAUCCCGGGUUUGGGAUAUUUGUG